AUGUUAAAACCAGAUGAACUCGUCACAGAGUGGAUGCAGGCAGAGGGGCUCCAUUCUUACUUAGAAAUAGGUGAUUUAAUUGAAUUUCAACGAGCCGUUGGUAAUAUAAAACGACGCAUAUACACGCACUGGGGAGUAUUCAUCGGUUUUCACGAUAAGAAAGCAUACAUUGCCCAUACAGGGACAGAUUUCGGUGAUUUUGGUGACAACCUUAUUAUCAGUUCUGUUGAAUCCCUGGCAACUAUUAGAACAAAGAUGUCUUGUAGUAGUCAAAUACAGAUUCGUCGUGACGAGUUAAUAACUGUUGCUAACGGUGAUAGCUGUCGAAUAAAUAAUUCACUUGAUAAGGAGAAAAAGCCCUUUCCACCGGCUGUUGUAGUUGAUCGAGCUCUACUUAUGCUUGGGAAGACUAACUAUAAUCUUCUGCUAAAUAACUGCGAACACUUUGCAAAGUACUGCAGAUAUGGUCUGAAGGAAAGCAAGCAGGCAACAGUUGCGAAAAUCAUAAUUGUAAUCUCGGCAACAUAUUGCAUGACAGGCUCGCUAGCAGUUUCAGCAGUUGCGGGCACUCUCACUUACACUUUCAGUCGUUUGGGACGUGGCAUUAAACACUUCGUCCCAUUCUAUCCGAAUGUGUUGCUGUAA
Messenger RNA from Brugia pahangi, 645 nucleotides. NCBI's taxonomy places the organism in Eukaryota, Metazoa, Nematoda, Chromadorea, Rhabditida, Onchocercidae. The record is from the annotation of a GenBank genome assembly.